UAUACUUUCGUCGUCUUGAUUUUAGGGUUCCUGCCCAGAGGGAUGAACUGCGAGAUGUUCCACCUGAGAGAACUGGACGUGGAGCCGUAUCAAAUCCGCGAGGUUUUGAGAUGCAUACUCCACACGGUCAUGUUUAACAGGGCAUUGGGCCUCGUCCGGCCGCGCGACGUCGAUUCCGAGCUCUUCGAUCUAACUUAUGUGCAAUGUGGCGACUUAACAUUUGAGAAGAAGAUGGAGGAAAAAAUCGACCAGCUCAUUGCUUGGGUGGAAAAACAUCCAAACAAGAAAAUCACAGUUUGCCUUUCCUUCUACGAAACUAGAAGCAAGCAGAAUGCGUGGUUUGGACACAAAAUGGAACGCUUGUAUUGGGAGCAAUGGUAUGUCACGCUCAACACCACCGUCCAGCAGUCACACUUAAGGAGCAAGCCUCACCACGACAAGCUUGGCGACGCUCUUGAUUUGAUGACCGAUGAAAGAUCGAAGCGUCAUGCGCUACUCGAGUCCGGAUUGAAAGAAGUGAUGCUCCAGAUCUUACAGCAAGUAAACGAGAAGAAGGAUCACGUACCACCCGUCACUAGCCAGGAUGUAGUCUCGUUCCCGUAUGAGAUAUCAAUACCAAGCUCGUCGGACUCCUCGUUUGGAAUGGAUAUGUUCAAACGGAUGCUGCAAACUGGGCCUCCCACAAUGCUUGGCUGAUGCUUUGCCCGCAACUUUCAGCAAAAAUGGAUCAAAUCUCCAUGCCGCUUGUAAGUAUUUGAUAUCGCCGCUCACUUGUAAAAAAAGAAAGGAAGCCACACGCAAGACCACACACAACACAGCCAUACUUCGCUUUCGCGGUUAAAUGCCACUCCAGGUACCACAGAGAUUCGCUUGUUGGUUCUCACAGAUUUUUUUACUUGUACAUGUGUUUCGCCAUCGCAAAAGCAAAGAAAAAAAAGCUAGAAAGCUGUAAAAAUCUCUGACUGGAAAAUAUCGCAGUUGCCGGGAAUCGAUCCGGCGACGUCGGGGCAUUUUAUAAGGCGUAGAUUUUGGGGAGCCCACUAUAUCCAUGAGUACAUUGUUCCAGGCAAGAGUUGUAACGAGGAUCACAACAAAUGUUGAUAUUGUCACAGGGAUCACAACAAAUUCCAACUUAAGUGUUAGUCGCCACUACGUUGUUGUUAAUUGGAAGUGUCUUAAGAAAGAUCCACGCCACUACGUUUUGUUGUUAA
Messenger RNA from Selaginella moellendorffii, 1211 nucleotides. Its product is annotated as autophagy-related protein 101. NCBI's taxonomy places the organism in Eukaryota, Viridiplantae, Streptophyta, Lycopodiopsida, Selaginellales, Selaginellaceae. The record is from RefSeq and is a predicted model, not a curated record. The transcript is spliced from 8 exons. Gene Ontology annotation, cellular component: phagophore assembly site. The coding region runs from base 43 to 696 and encodes 217 amino acids. Gene Ontology annotation, biological process: autophagy; autophagosome assembly.